Molecule: messenger RNA, 5138 nt
Organism: Brienomyrus brachyistius
Lineage: Eukaryota; Metazoa; Chordata; Actinopteri; Osteoglossiformes; Mormyridae
Gene: prkcq
Product: protein kinase C, theta
Exons: 18
Coding region: 2583-4724 (713 amino acids)
Biological process (GO): protein phosphorylation
Molecular function (GO): diacylglycerol-dependent serine/threonine kinase activity; ATP binding
Source: RefSeq, a predicted model, not a curated record
UACAGGGUAAUACUACACUAUAUGUUUCUGUAAUGGGGGCCCGUGUCAGGCGAAGCAAUUGUCUGCAGACAGAACUUGUAAAUCACUUAAUAUGUGUUGGGAAAUUUAUGGAUUUAAGUGACAUUCUGUAUAUUUUUGUCAUCUUACUGUUCACCUGAGUGAGCCCCAUUCUUAAAUAACAAUUAAACACCUUCCACAAAGCAGUAGGAGUAUUUUAAAUUAAACAUCUGUAUUUUGUCCAAAAAUAGAUCCCCCUAAACUAUACAGGAAAAAUAUCUCAAAUGCAAAACUAUAUCACAUUUUCAGAUGAUCAUGUUAUCUACUUAUAACCAUGGAGACGGUUAUUAAUUUGUGGUUUAUUAUAGCGAAACACAGUUAUGUAAUUGAAGUAAUAUGGCAGUAUAGCUUUUUCAAAAUUAUUAAUGGUUUAACACAUACAUUGCAAUCUCUGCCGUGGUUCUGAAGUUUAAAGAGACUGGGAGUGUAUGGUUUCAUGCAUACUUGGGAUGGGAGGUUUGGUCUUGGAGCAGGAAGACACAGCGGCAUCUCUGAGCUCAUGCAACUGUGCCACAGUCCAUUCAUGAGAUGUUCCACAGGCCUGGGUGGAACAUGGAUGAUGGGACAGUUACUGCUUAGUUUGCAAGCAUACAAUGAAACAAACAGAGUUUAUAAAGGACCUUAAAAUAGCUUAUGCAGAACAUAAUGAAUGAAAAACUGUUGUACAUAGUGUGGCGUGUUCAUGGUUAACAGGGACCUGCUGACUAGGGAACUGCAGCAGGUUUGAUUGUGUAUUUAUUGCACCUACAAAUUAUACACAGCUUACAAUGAAAGAAGAGUGAGUGAAUAAAGUACACGGUGCUCAUAAGUGAUAGAUCAAAUAUUCAUCAGGCAUAAAGAUGAUCAGUGAGCACCAUUAAAAACUAACACUCCAUGCAUGUAUGAUGUUUACAUAGAUGAUACACAACCCAUGUGGUGAAGUCAUGUCAACUGGCAAUGCAUUGAAUGUUUAGUAUUUUCAUCUCUCUGACUAUAUAAAUUGCUGUGGAUGACUUGGCUAAAAGCUUCUGCUCUUUUUGACUCCAAACUACUGAACAAAGUGUUUCUCUUUUCAAAUUGACUUUGUUUACAUUCUGACCCUGUACUGGAUAAGCAGUUAGGGAUGGAUGGGUGUAACUCUGUUGAGAUUAAGGCUGGAUCGAGACAGAGCCCUGUUGGAGCUGAAUUCUUAUUCCGAGGGGGAUUAGAGCUGAAGAGAGAUUUCUGAAGAGCGAAACUUCAACUCUGUGAGUUUUUUUUUUUUUUUUCAGAAAUGGGAAAUGGGGUGUCAGUGCUGCGCCAUCGAUUGAUUGCUGCUUUGGCCAAUCAAAUGAUACGUAUGUAACUAGGAAGGUGGGAAUAUGAAAAAUAAGGUCCAGACAAAGACAGAAAAAGGCAAUAACAGUUUUAGGCGCUGUUCUAUGUAAUCAUAUGUCUUCGGGUGAUUUAUCAUACCAGAAUUGGUAGUUCGGUAGUUACUGUUGACCAAGACAGAUAACUGAAAAUAGCUCCUGGAGAAAAGGAGGGGGGAAAUGCAAAUUUAGAAGUAUUUUACAAAGAGGACCUUGAAAUAAUUAAAGAUACCAAAGUGGGUAAUAGUCGUAGGCUGUGACCUGCAAGCUCCAGAGAGAUAAAAGGUUAUGUUGUUUCGUAAUUUUCUUAUGUCCCUUGUCUUCAGAUCCAGAAGUCAUGGGAAACAAAAGACAGAACUUAAUGUUAAAAGCAGCAUAUCAAAAAUAAAUGUGGCAACACUGGAAACUACACAGGAGUGUGAUUCUGUCUUAAAAUUCAAUCCUAAAAGGGGAAUCUUUAGAUUUCUUCAUUCUGAGUGGGAGGUUAGAAACCUGCCAUUAAAUAAGUAGGACCCUUAAAAACGGCUGCUACUGACUGCGAAAUUGGAAACAUAUAUAUUUGCGUCAGUUUCAUUUAUAAAUUAAGCGACGUGUGACCAUCGGUCUCUCGACAGGAUCUAAGGAUGGAUUUUUGGUUUCGUCGGACUUAACAUCUCGCUAUAUAAUAGCCUAAUAUUGAAAUUGUUUGAUACGCCUGUAAAUAUAUAUAAAUCUGGGUUUUAAUAAUGUUUGGUAGCGAUUAUUUCAAUUUUAUGAACGGUUUAAUUUUUUUUCACGUUUCAGUAAUUUUUUUGAAAGUCAACGUUGCCCUGGAACGUUAGAUGUGACCAUGAAUGACACUGAAACAAUCCGAAAAAGUUUUUUAAAAGGACGUUCUCGUUUUGUGUCUCUUUUGGGUAUUUGGAGACAGUUAGGUGACAUCCACCUGUGACAUUUUUCGUAACUAAACACAGGAAGUGUGGUUACCGAGCUGUCAUUUACCAGCAGACGGAAGUGUUAACAAACAACUCGUCUCGCAAAUGCGAGCGUUAUCACUCAUAUCGUAUUUCUUGCAGCUUAUUUAAAAAAAAAAGUUUUUGCUUACCGACUAGUUACGAAUAACAUUUUCAAGACAGAAAACUGAAAAUAACGGGAGGCAAAGAAGGAGAAAAAGGUUUCCAGGCUCCUAAGUCACUGCGUCGUGACGACGGCAUCAUGUCCCCUUUCCUGAGAAUCAGUUUCUUGAACUUUGAGAUGGAUCCAGGUGUGCCACAGUACGAAGAGGAGCUUAAGCCAUAUUGUGUUGUGUACAUCAAGGAGGUGGUGGAGACAGAGAAGGGGCAGAUUUACAAGCAAAAUAAGCCCACCAUGUUCCCACGAUGGAACAACACGUUUGAUGCCCACAUCCACAAAGGCCGUGUCAUGCAUGUGGUGGUCAGAGACAAGGUGGUGCAAUUCAAGUCUGAGGCCACAAUGCAGCUGGACUUACUUGCUACACGCUGCAAGAAAGAGAAUGGCAAACUGGAGAUCUGGGUGGAGCUGAAACCAGUGGGUCGCUUGAUGAUGGAGGCCAGGUACUUCCUGGAGAAGAGUGACGCUACAGGGACGACCAAGGGCGAGGAGGAAGUAGAUGGGAUUAGGGAAGGACCCUUCACUCUCCAUCAGCGGCGCGGUGCCAUCAAGCAGGCCAAGGUCCACAUGGUGAAGGGCCACGAGUUCACAGCCACCUUCUUCCCACAACCGACCUUCUGCUCUGUCUGCAAGGAGUUUGUAUGGGGCCUGAAUAAGCAGGGGUACCAGUGUAAACAGUGCAGUGUGGCCAUACACAAGAAGUGUAUUGACAAAGUGAUCGCCACUUGCACGGGAUCGGCCAUCAACAGAAAUGAAACUAUGAACCUCAAGGAGCGGUUUAAAAUCGACAUGCCCCAUAGGUUUAAAGUGUACAACUACAAGAGUCCCACCUUCUGCCAGCACUGUGGAACGUUGCUGUGGGGUUUGGCUAAACAGGGCCUCAAGUGUGAAGAGUGUGGAAUGAAUGUGCAUCACAAGUGCCUGAUGAAAGUGGCCAACCUGUGUGGGGUGAAUCAAAAGCUGAUGGCUGAGACACUUGCCACCAUUGGGAUCACCCAGCAGGCCCGAAACUCCCGUGGAUAUGACUUGUUUGGGAGCGGCCCCACGGGGACUGGACAGGCGAGCCCCCCAGAGCCGUCAGGCACUACACCAUCAUCUGUGGCCCCAUCUGCAAGCCGGAAAGAUUACCCGGGCAUCUUCUGGGACAGACCCAUGGAGGGAGAACAGUUCGCUCCACAAGGCCAGGAGACGCCCUCUGUUGUACCUCAGAACGAGGCCUACAAGUUCACUAUCGACGACUUCACACUGCACAAGAUGCUGGGGAAGGGCAGCUUUGGCAAGGUGUUUUUAGCUGAACUCAAGUCGAACAAUCAGUUCUUCGCAAUAAAGGCCCUGAAGAAGGAUGUGGUACUGAUGGACGAUGAUGUUGAGUGCACCAUGGUGGAAAGAAGGGUUUUGUCUCUAGCCUGGGGGCAUCCUUUCCUCACACACCUAUACUGUACCUUCCAGACUAAGGAAAAUCUGUUUUUUGUAAUGGAGUACUUGAAUGGAGGUGACCUGAUGUUCCACAUACAGAACUGCCAAAAGUUCGACCUGCAAAGAUCCAUAUUCUACGGUGCUGAGAUCAUAUGUGGUCUCCAGUUCCUUCACUCCAAAGGCAUCAUAUACAGGGACUUAAAACUGGACAAUGUGCUACUGGAUGCUGACGGGCACAUCAAGAUCGCUGACUUUGGCAUGUGUAAGGAAAACAUGUAUGGAGAUGCUCGGACGUCCACCUUCUGCGGGACCCCAGACUACAUUGCACCUGAGAUCCUGCUGGAGCAGAAAUAUGGGUAUUCUGUGGAUUGGUGGUCUUUUGGGGUCCUGCUGUACGAGAUGUUAAUUGGCCAGUCGCCUUUCCAUGGUCACGACGAGGAGGAGCUCUUCCAGUCCAUUCGCACUGAUGAUCCUGUCUAUCCUCCUUGGCUCCCCAUGGACGCCCAUGACAUUCUGAUUAAGCUCUUUGUGCGGGAGCCAGAACGCAGGCUGGGAGUGAAAGGGAACAUCCGGCAGCACAGCUUCUUCCGAGAUGUGGACUGGACUGCGCUGGAGGGCCGGCAGGUGGAGCCUCCAUUUCGACCCAUCGUGAAAUCCCCAAAUGACUGCAGUAACUUUGACCGAGAAUUCAUCAACGAGAAGCCCCGACUUUCUUGUGUGGACCGCACACUACUUAACAGCGUGGACCAGACCAUGUUCAACAACUUCUCCUUCGUCGCCCCGAGGAUGGAGCGCUUCAAGGCCUCCUGAUUUUCAGAGGCAUUAAUAAGCGACGUCACCGGCGUGCUUGAGCCUGUGCCGUUGUCACGGGCAUCUCUCAGCAUCGAUACGAGGUAGUCAGCUGCGAUCAAUCACUGAGAUACAAGAGAAUGAUGGAUUCAAGUCCAAGAGGAAGUCAGCAGUAGUAAAUUUGCUGAGAUGAUGAGAAAAGUUUAUUGCGAGAGUAAAUAACUUGGGUUACAGGACUCAGCCUCUGGACUAAUUGCCAUUCGGUUUUGCACAAUAUUAAUGACGAAUAAGAAUUUUCAGUGUUGAUUCCAUUGGAAUGAGAAAUUAUCAUUUGUUACCGCACAACUUAACUAGCACAAGUUGUCCAUGCGUGCCGUAAGUAUCACAGUGGGUCAACAGCUCUGUAGUACUGCAUUAAAAUGUUAUGUAUUCAAA